CGAAUCCUAAAGCCAGCCUCCUCCGCUCCCGCAUCCAUUUCUCUCUCUCUCUCUCUCGCUCUCGCUCUCGCUCGCGCUCGCGCGCCUACUGACACACCAACUCUCGCUCUUAGGGUUUCUCGGGUCAUCGUCGACGUUGCCGGGCGCCAGAUGAGGAGGCUCGUGUUCCCUGAUCACCGCGUGGAGGGGCCUCCGCCCUGGCGGGAGCGGCGGCCGUUGCCCCGGUGUCAGCGCCCGGCCUUCGCCGUCCUCCUGCUCUGCUCGACCCCCGCCGUGCGCAGGGCCGUCGCCUUCGCCGACGUGGACGACCUCGUCGCCUCCUGCCCAUUCCCCCCGGCCCAGUUCGCCAUCAACUCCGGUCGCGUCGCUGGGCGGCUCUUUUACGAUCUCCACGCCGAUGCCGUCGACGCCUCCCUCUUCUUCUGGGGCCGCCGUCUUGACGGAGCCCACCCCCUCACCCCCGUCAUCGAGCCGGCCCCCGAUGCCCCGCCCUAUAAUGACGCUGAGGAGAAGGGCCGCCUUAAGACCCUCUUUUGUGGCCACAUUCAGGGGCUUCUCGAGUAUCAAGGUGUGAGACUUUGUGAGCGGAGAAUCGAUGAGGUCUCGGAUGAGAUCAAGAAUGUGUCGGUGCUGCUAAGUCGCCAUAAUCGGCUGGUGAAGUUCACUGAGCUGAGGGAUAAGAGGACGAGGCUGGAGGCAGAAAGGAAACAGCUGAAGGGCCGGUUGUCCGAGUUCCAUGCUGCCAUGGAAUGCCUUCUCGCUCGACUUGGUGAACGACAAGAAAAGGCUUUUGCUGAGGAGGAAGAAGGAGGGGUGGAUGCAGAUGUGAAUGCCAAAAUUUUUAAGCUCGGAGACAAAUUGGAUUGGAACCAGAUUUGCCAAUUGAUGCAGAGGGAAUGCAGGAGGCUCGAGGAGGGUUUACCAAUCUAUUCAUGCAGGAGGAAAAUUCUUUCACGCAUUUUCUCCAAUCAGGUCAUGGUCUUGAUUGGAGAGACUGGUUCAGGGAAAAGUACUCAACUGGUCCAGUUUCUUGCUGAUUCAGGACUAGGUGCUGAUGGAGCUGUUGUGUGCACUCAACCUCGUAAAAUUGCGGUGAACUCUUUGGCACAAAGGGUUGGAGAGGAAGCCAAUGGGUGCUAUUCCAACAAUUUUGUGCACUCCUAUCCUACCUAUUCAUCCUUUCAGGAAUUUGGCUUGGGCCUGAUAUUUAUGACAGAUCACUGUCUCUUGCAGCAUUUUAUGAAAGGUACAGGUUUGCCCCAUAUUUCAUGCAUUAUUAUAGAUGAGGCACAUGAAAGAAGCUUGAACACUGAUCUGCUUUUGGCAUUGAUUAAGAGGAAGCUGCUUGAGAAUAUAGAUUUACGGCUUAUAAUAAUGUCUGCCACAGUUGACGCAAGCAGACUCUCAGGCUAUUUUUACAGUUGCAGCACCUUAUAUGUCAAGGGAAGAAACUUUCCUGUUGAAAUCAAAUAUAUUCCUGAUAUAUCUGCCGUUGUGAAGGACUUCUCUGGAAAGUGUGCUUCAUAUGCCUCUGAUGUCUUAAAGAUGGUGAACAUGAUUCAUAAGACAGAGGGAGAUGGUGGUAUCCUAGCAUUUUUGACUUCUCAGAUGGAAGUAGAAUGGGCUUGUGAAAACUUCACUGAUCCCACUGCCAUUGUGCUGCCAAUGCAUGGAAAGCUUUCUUUUGUUGAACAAAGACAUGUUUUUCAAAAUUACCCUGGCAAGAGAAAAAUUAUUUUCUGCACUAACAUAGCUGAGACAUCACUUACUAUCAGAGGUGUUAAGUAUGUUGUUGAUUCUGGCAUGGUCAAAGAAAGCAGGUUUGAACCUAGCUCUGGUAUGAAUGUGCUUAAGGUUAGUAGGAUCAGCCAAAGUUCUGCUAACCAACGAGCUGGCCGAGCAGGUCGAACAGAAUCGGGUAAGUGUUUCAGGCUUUACUCAGAAUCUGAUUUUCAGGCAAUGAAAAUGCAUCAGGAACCUGAAAUUCGUAAAGUGCACCUUGGAAUUGCUGUGUUGAGAAUCCUUGCUUUAGGUAUUAAGAACGUUCAAGACUUCGAGUUUGUUGAUGCUCCAUGUCCAAAGGCUACUGAAGUAGCAAUUCAGAAUCUAAUCCAUUUGGGUGCUGUUACACACAAAACUGAUGCAUAUGAACUUACUGAGACUGGUUGGUAUUUAGUGAAAUUGGGUAUUGAGCCACGGCUAGGGAAAAUAAUUCUUGGUUGUUUUGAUCAUGGUUUGAGGAAGGAGGGUAUCAUCCUUGCCACUAUAAUGCCGAAUGCUAGCAGUAUAUUUUGUAGAGUUGGUAGCGAAGAGGAUAAAUAUAGAGCUGACUGUCUUAGGGUUCCAUUUUGCCAUCAUGAUGGAGACCUUUUCACUCUUCUCUCUGUUUACAAGAAAUGGGAGGGUGAGCCUGUAAAUAGGAAUUGGUGUUGGCGGAAUAGCAUCAAUGCAAAGUCACUGAGGAGAUGUCAGGAAGCUGUAUCAGAGUUGGAAAGCUGUCUCCAGCAUGAGCUCAACAUUAUUGUUCCUAGUUACUGGUUAUGGAACCCAGAUGAACCAAGUUGUUAUGAUAAAUUAUUGAAGAAGGUCAUACUUUCAUCUCUUGUAGAGAAUGUUGCAAUGUUCUCUGGACGCAAUCAACUUGGUUAUGAAGUGGCUUUAACUGGUCAACGCAUACAACUUCAUCCAUCAAGCUCAUUGUUAGUCUACGGGAAAAGGCCAGAUUGGGUGGUGUUUGGGGAGAUUUUGUCAUCAUUGACUGACUAUUUGGUUUGUGUAACUGCUGUUGACUUUGAUGACUUGUGCAUGAUUCAGCCUCCUCUAUUUGAUUUGUAUCAGUUGGAAAGUCGGAAGAUGCUGAUGGAUGUGAUAUCUGGAGUUGGCAAUAAUUUGCUUAAAAGAUUUUGUGGAAAGUCAAACCAAAACUUACAGAGGUUAAUUUUGCACACUCAAAAUGUUUGCUCAGAUAACCGAAUCAGUAUAGAUAUUGACUUUAGUAAAAGUGAGGUUCAUGUAUAUGCUUCAGAAAAAGAUAUAGAGCAGGUGGCUAGUAUUGUUAAGGAUGCCCUGGAGUAUGAAAAAAAAUGCUUGAGAAAUGAGUGUAUUGAGAAACGUUUAUUUCCAGGCCGACCUGGUAUUUCCUCUUCUUUGGCUCUCUUUGGCUCUGGUGCUGAAAUUAAGCAUCUGGAGCUUGAAAAACGAUAUUUGACUGUGGAAAUUUUGCAUCCAAACUCAUCUUCUCUAAAUGACAAGGAACUUCUGGUGAUGGUUGAGAAGUAUGCGUGUGGAAUAGCUAAUUUUCAAAAAUAUGGAGGGACUGGACAAGAGGGAUCAUAUGUGAAUAAAUGGGGAAGGAUAACGUUCCUUAGUCCUGAAAUUGCUGAAAAUGCUGUCACCAAGCUGAACGAGGUGGAGUUUUGUGGGUCCAUGAUUAGAGCACUGCCCAUCAAAGCAGUUGAACCGAAGGUGACACCAUUUUCUGCAGUAAGAGUCAAAGUCUCUUGGCCAAGGAGGCCUUGCAGGGGAAUUGCACUUGUCACGUGUGCAGAUGGAGAGGCUGAAUAUAUUGUUAGGGACUGUUUUGCUUUGACAAUUGGAGGAAGGUAUAUUAACAUUCAGGUCAGCCAAAAACGCCAGAAUUGUGUAUUUUUAACAGGAGUUCCCAGAGACAUAUCGGAAGAAGAACUCCGUGAUGCUCUUCUAGGUUUGACAAAGAGGAGAAUCCUUGGCAUUCACCUUGCACGAGGAAUGGCAGUUGCUGACCCACCAAUUGCUACAUGUGCAGAAGCACUUAUUAAAGAAAUUUCUCCUUUUAUGACUCACAAGCAUUUUUCUGACAAUAAUUUCAGGGUCGAAGUAUUCAAACCUGAACCAAAGGAUUUCACCAUGAAAGCUAUGAUUACAUUUGAUGGAAGUCUGCAUCUGGAGGCUGAAAAGGCUUUAAAUCACAUCCAAGGGAAAGUAUUGCCUGGUUUUGAGACGUGGCAGAAGAUACAAUGCCAACAAGUAUUUAAUAGCUCUUUGUCUUUUCCUUCACGUGUCUAUUGUGCUAUCAGGAAACAACUGGAUUCACUACUAGAAAGUUUCAGAUGCCAAAGGGGUGUGUCCUACAACCUAGAGCAAAAUGAUAAUGGUUCUUAUAGAGUAAAGAUAUCUGCAAAUUCCCCUAAAAAUAUUGUAGAUUUGAGGAGACCUCUGGAGCAGUUGACACAAGGCAAAACGAUAACUCAUUCAAGCCUCACCCCAGCAGUGCUGCAGCUUCUCUUUUCCCGGGAUGGUGUUGCAUGUUUAAAAACUGUGGAGCGAGAGACUGGAACUUACGUUCUGUAUGACCGGCAGAACUUGAACAUCAGAGUGUUUGGUCCCCCAAAGGAAGUAUCUGCGGCUGAGAAGAAUUUGGUCCAUUCACUGCUAACUCUCCAUGAGAACAAGCUACUUGAGAUCCCCCUCCAAGGGCGCAGCCUCCCACCAAACCUGAUGAAAGAGGUGGUGCAGAGGUUUGGGUCAGAUCUUCAGGGGCUCAAGGAAAAUGUGCCUGGAGCCGAGGUAACUCUCAGUACUCGACGCCAUACCCUCUACGUUCGAGGAGACAAAGAACUAAAGCAAAGGGUCGAAGACCUGAUCUCUGAGGUGGCGCUAUCCAUCAAUCAAAAUAGGGUAAUUGAGAGGCCACCAGAAUCCUGUUGCCCCAUAUGCUUAUGCGAGCUGGAGGAUCCUUACAAACUCGAAGCUUGUGGGCAUACAUUUUGUCGAGCUUGCUUGGAAAAUCAACUUGAAUCGACCAUAAGAUCACGUGAUGGUUUCCCCCUUUGUUGCACUAAGGUGGGGUGCCAGAAGCUAAUCCUGCUCAUAGAUCUCAGAUCUCUGUUAUCAUUCGAGAAGCUGGAAGAGCUCUUCAGAGCUUCGUUGAGUGCAUUCGUGGCAUCCAGCGAUGGGACCUAUCGGUUUUGUCCGACACCUGACUGCCCCAACUUAUACCGUGUUGCGCCCCUGGAAGAGGAGGUUGGGCCUUUCAUCUGCGGGGCUUGCUUAGCGGAGACAUGCAGGAAGUGCCAUCUCGAGUACCAUCCCUUUGUAUCUUGUGAGAGGUACAUGGAGUACAAGGAAGACCCGGACCUCUCGCUGGCAGAAUGGUGUAGGGGGAAGGAAAACGUGAACAACUGCCCUAGCUGUGGGCUUACCAUCGAGAAGACUGAAGGUUGCAACCAUGUGGAGUGCAGGUGCGGAAGGCACAUCUGCUGGGUAUGCAUAAGUUCCUUCAGAAGUAGCGAUGAGUGCUAUUCACACCUCAGGUCUGUCCACCAAUCCUACUGAUUGGAUGCACUCUAGAUGUAUACAUGUCCAUAUUACAUAUGUCUAUAUAUGUCUAUAUAUAUAUAUAUAUAUCUGUACGUGGUGGUCAGGAAGACUUAUUAGUGUAGCCUAAGUUGAUUGUGGACUCGUGUAUUCUUCAUGUACGGAGACUUAGUUGGGGCGUUCCUCGUUA
Messenger RNA from Musa acuminata subsp. malaccensis (wild Malaysian banana), 5485 nucleotides. RefSeq names its product ATP-dependent RNA helicase DEAH11, chloroplastic. The record is from RefSeq and is a predicted model, not a curated record. Gene Ontology annotation, molecular function: zinc ion binding; RNA binding; ATP binding. Gene Ontology annotation, cellular component: intracellular anatomical structure. NCBI's taxonomy places the organism in Eukaryota, Viridiplantae, Streptophyta, Magnoliopsida, Zingiberales, Musaceae.